Diatraea saccharalis (sugarcane borer) is the source of this 2823-nucleotide messenger RNA. The record is from the annotation of a GenBank genome assembly. NCBI's taxonomy places the organism in Eukaryota, Metazoa, Arthropoda, Insecta, Lepidoptera, Crambidae.
AUGUACCUUCUUCUACUCGGAGCCCUUCUGGGCUCGGUUGCUUCAUCAACGAUACCAGUAGCCGAACCACGCAAUGAGGACCUCGCUGCUAUGUACAACUUGCCUAGAGAAUCAACUCCUACAUUCUACGACGUCACUUUGUAUUUAGACCCUGAUAAUGAAGACUAUUUCUACGGAAACGUUUCUAUUAGGAUCGUACCAAAUAUGGCAACUAACGUCAUUGUUCUUCAUGCUAUGGAAAUGUCCAUUGACAGUAUUGAGGUUCUUACAACGACGAGUAAUAAUAUAAAUGCAGAUAAUAAUAUUUAUUUAAAUCACGAUCUGGCUACAGAUGACACACAUUUACUUAGAAUACAUUUAGCUGAGACUCUAAUCGAAUCUCGAGUCUACAUUCUUAACAUAAAUUACGUUGGUCAUUAUGCAACCAAUAUGUUUGGUAUAUAUGUGUCAACUUAUGCUGAGAAUGGAAUCCCACAAAAACUUAUCACCUCACAACUACAGCCUACUUUUGCCCGCCGUGCAUUUCCCUGUUACGAUGAACCAGCAAUCAAAGCAAUAUUCAGGACUACUAUCGUUUCUCCUGCAAAUUAUACUGUUGUCAGAACUAACAUGCCAGAAAUCAACAACAGUACUGAAUCUAAUGGAUGGGUGAGGCACGAAUUCCAAGACACCGAGAUUAUGUCGACGUAUUUACUAGCUUACUUGGUUUCAAACUUCGAACACCUCUCCAAUGAAGAUAAUCUUAUCUAUCACAUCCCUUUCAAGGUAUUCUCUAGACCAGGAACAAAAAAUAACGCUGUAUUUGCUAUGGAAUUUGGCCAAAAGAAUAUGGUAAAAUUGGAAGAAUAUACAGAAUUCGAGUAUGUCUUCCCGAAACUAGAUAAAGCAGCUGUACCUGAUUUUGCUGCUGGCGCCAUGGAAAAUUGGGGUUUGGUAAUCUACAGAGAAGUAGCCCUACUUGUCACUGAAGGCGUUACUACAACUGCGACUAGACAAAACAUCGGCAGAAUAAUAUGUCACGAAAAUAUGCACAUGUGGUUUGGUAAUGAAGUGAGUCCCUACUCUUGGACUUAUACUUGGCUCAACGAAGGUUUCGCAAACUUCUUUGAGAAUUUCGCUACAGACUUGGUACUUCAAGAAUGGCGAAUGAUGGAUCAGUUUGUGAUCAAUAUGCAGAAUGUGUUUCAAUCUGAUGCGGUGAUAAGUAUCAACCCCAUGACGCAUCCCGUAUUUACUCCUUCCCAGAUCUUGGGCACAUUCAACGCUGUCGCUUACCAAAAAUCUGGCUCAGUCAUUCGCAUGAUCCAACACUUCAUGACUCCUGAACUGUUCCGUCAAGCACUUGUUCAUUAUAUUAAAAAUAUGCAUCGAAAAGCAGCUCAGCCGGCAGACUUGUACAGAAGCUUGCAGUAUAUUUUAGACAAUUCCAAUCACUCAAUUCCUUUCUCUAUUGAAUCUAUCUUGACACGCUGGACCACUCAAGGAGGCUUCCCAGUCCUUAAUGUAACCAGAUCUUCCGCUGCGGGCAACUCCUUAGUAUUCCAGCAGGAACGAUACUUGACCGACCGUACGCUUUCAUCUCCUGAUCGUUGGCACGUACCUGUCAACGUGGUGCUGAAUGACAACCCCGAUUUCUCAGAUACUAAGCCAGAUGGCUGGGUAUCAGUCUCAAUCACUGCCACCGCACUUGACGUGCCAGGAUUAUCUGGUGCCGAAUGGUACAUUGUGAACAAGCAGCAAACUGGUUACUACAGGGUUAACUACGACGAAGCUAAUUGGCGGGCAUUGACACAAGCAUUAGCAAAUAAUCAUACCAUAAUCCAUGUUUUGAACAGAGCGCAAAUCAUUGACGACUCUUUCAACCUGGCUAGAAAUGGACGCUUGUCCUAUGCUCAUCCGUUCGAAAUCGCUACAUAUUUGACCAAUGAAGUUGACUACAUACCGUGGGCGUCUGCCAACGUCGCGUUCAGUUAUUUAGAUGUGGUACUUAGCGGGACUGAAGUAUAUGGACUCUUCCAGAGAUUUAUUCUGGAAUUGACCGCAUCAUCGUAUGAGAGGCUCACCUUCAAUGCUUCACCAGACGAAGAGCAUGUUACACCUUACUAUAGAAAUAUAAUUUUAGACCUCAACUGCAGAUAUGGCAACGAACACUGCGUGAAUUCUUCUAUGCAACUCUUACAACAAGUCCAAAACGGAUCCCCCUUGAAUCCCGAUAUUCAGACCUUGGUAUUCUGCUCUGGUCUACGUGGUGGUGAUGCUGCUAAUUUCGAUUUCCUCUGGGGAUUGUAUACUGAAACGGCCGACUCUAGUGCACAGUCAAUCUUGUUGAAUGCACUUGGAUGCACUUCAAAUGAAGAAAAGCGUGAAUUCUAUUUAAAUCAAAUGAUCGACGAAAACUCACUCGUGCGAGAACAAGACAGGCAUACUAUCGCCGUUGCUACUAUUAAUUCUGGACCAGAAAAUAUGGAAUAUGCCCUCGACUUCAUCAUUGCAAACUUCCCAUCGAUACAACCGAAUGUUCAAGGUUUGACUGGUACCACAAACAUUCUAAAUGCUCUGGCCCGCAGACUUACAACAACAUCUCAUUUACAAAAGAUUGAGCAGUUUGCUACAAAUCAUGCAAACAUCUUCACUGCGGGCGAGUUAGCUUCAAUAGCAGCUAUAAGGGAGAACAUCGCAGCUUCGAUAUCAUGGAAUAAUCAAAACUUAGAUCACGUGGAAUCUUGGAUCAAUGAUUAUUAUCUUCCGGAUAGUGCGUCAGCUAUGACUGCGAGUGCCUUAGUACUUCUUUCUUUACUUGUGACACUAUUCAAUCAAUCAUAA